AUGUCCUCUACUUCUGCCCUUAAGAACCCCCGCGAGCCUGGGAGUAUCGAGCAGAUCGUGGACACCUACGGAAGCGAGAGGCUCGGACUUUUCCUCAAAUCGAUACUCCCCACCACGACCGACCCGCUCUCAACUCUCUGGACGCCCGAGAACUGGCGCUGCUGGCUCGACAUCGGCGAAUACAUCCUCUUCCUCGGCCGAACGCUCCACAAGCAGAUGUACGAACACCGGGCCGACGCCGAAGUCAAGAUAUCCGAGGCCGCAGCGCUGGUGUCCAUCAUCCUCUGCGUCCCGUUUGACAAGGCCGUACGUCACGCGCGGAAGAUCAUCGAUGAGCUGUGUCAGUGCGCGUGGAGGGGGUGCGCGUUUCACGACCGCGCGCGGGCGGCGGAGAGGAAUGUGAAGGCGCGGGCGUGUAAGGGGUGCGGAGACGCGAGGUAUUGCGGGAGUGAAUGCCAGAGGCGGGACUGGACAACGGGGGGACACAGAACGCGGUGCGGAAGACGUCUGAUGCUCAGACCCUACAACUCGGAUGAAGAUACGGGGUCCGGAUCUGGGGAGGACUCGACGAAUGUCGCCGCUCAUGGGGUAUGCGAGGACGAGGAUAUUGAGUAG
Molecule: messenger RNA, 615 nt
Organism: Peniophora sp. CBMAI 1063
Lineage: Eukaryota; Fungi; Basidiomycota; Agaricomycetes; Russulales; Peniophoraceae
Source: the annotation of a GenBank genome assembly